UUUAUUUCUUUGUUUAAACCCAAAAGAAGGAACAACUCCAACUGAACCAAUACCAUCGUCAAUCAUCAUUCGUACACACACUGCAAAACGAAAAUUUCCCAGAAAAAAAUAUUUAGAGAGAGAAAUUAAAGCAUCAGAGAGAGAAAGAGAUUUAGAUUCAAAAUUUCAGAUGAGUUCCAAUACUGAGAAGAACAAUUUACUUCCGGUUUCGGAUCCUCCGAAAAGCGAUGAUAAACUCUUCAAAGGUUCCGCCAUGACUAAACGUGGUGCUUAUGCUGCUAUUUCUUAUAUGUCUUGUGCUGUGCUCUUGGUGAUGUUCAACAAGGCUGCACUCUCUUCGUAUAACUUCCCAAGCGCAAAUGUUAUUACUCUUUUUCAGAUGCUAUCUUCAUCUUCAUUUCUAUAUGUAAUGAGACGCUUGAAGCUCAUCUCUUUCACUGUUGCUGAAGCAUCAGUAACUACUCUUGAUAACCCUGUUACUCUCUUACCUUUAAAAACAUUGAUACAUACACUCCCUGUUGCAUUCACCUAUUUGAUGUAUAUGUUAGUGACGAUGGAGUCUGUGCGCGGAGUAAAUGUUCCUAUGUAUACUACUCUGAGGAGGACGACUGUGGUUUUUACAAUGCUUGUGGAGUAUAUUUUAGCCAGGCAGAAGUAUACGUCCCCUAUCGUUGGGAGUGUUGGGCUGAUAGUUUUUGGUGCAUUCGUUGCUGGUGCUCGAGAUCUGUCUUUUGAUGCUUAUAGUUAUGGAGUUGUAUUUCUGGCCAACAUUUCAACAGCCAUAUACCUUGCAACUAUUGCUCGAAUUGGAAAAUCCAGUGGCCUUAACAGUUUUGGACUUAUGUGGUGUAAUGGCAUAAUCUGUGCACCAAUUUUGGUGUUUUGGACUUAUGUGAAAGGUGACCUGGAGAUCACCUUCAACUUCCCAUACUUGCUUUCUCCUGGCUUUCUGGCUGUUCUGUUCUUUUCUUGUGUACUGGCCUUCUUCCUCAACUACAGUAUUUUUCUCAACACAACUCUCAAUUCAGCACUAACACAAACCAUCUGUGGUAACCUCAAGGACAUUUUCACCAUCGGACUGGGCUGGAUGAUAUUCGGUGGUCUACCUUUUGAUUUGCUGAAUGUUAUUGGACAGCUUCUUGGUUUUCUGGGCUCUGGUUUGUAUGCCUACUAUAAAUUAGUGGGCAAGUAACCACAUGAUAGAAGCAUCGAUUAAUGUUAUGACUAUCCGUUACUGCUGCUGGGUGCUGGCUAGGUUUGCAGUCAUAUGAAUGCAACAACAGUGAUCUAAUAGGUAACGAUCUAACAGGUAACGGGUAACCCAUUCCAGAAGCUAGUAAGGGUAUUUGACGAGAAGGUACGGGUUUGUCAAUAACUAAAUGAUUGAGCUGGAGCCAGGAGCAACUUUCAUCUUCCAUUGAUCAUGAAGAAUGUGGUCAGAGUAUAAUGCGAUGGAAGAUAAAGCGCGCGCUGCUACUAAUUUGUGAUUACACCCAUUAGGCCAUUAUUAACUAUAUUGAUGAUUUGUAGGGUAUAGUUCUUGUUUUUGGGCAUGUUCUGGUAAAUAUUGCUGUAAUUGUUUUGCCCAUAUAGUAGUUGUAUUCUUGUAACAGUUGUGAUGAACGGUUGAAAAGUUUUGCCUUGAAAUUUGCCAAUUUGGGCUGUUCUUUAUAAGACUAAUUGGAUAUCUUGUCUCAAACCCAACAUGUGAAAUGGUUGGUGUCAUAAACAUAGAUGAUAAGUAGACAUCUUUUAUAAAAUAAAUUUUAAAAUUUAUAAUACAUACGUCAAACACAAGAGUAAAGAAAAAAGAAGUAGCUCAACAUUACAACAUGAGAAGUGAGAACAACUAGAAAUAGUUUAACACAAUAUACUUUUGUGGGUAAAUGAAGAAGGAUAGGUAGAUUGAGCUAGUUCUAUGGACUAUGAUAAA
Molecule: messenger RNA, 1933 nt
Organism: Amaranthus tricolor (Joseph's coat)
Lineage: Eukaryota; Viridiplantae; Streptophyta; Magnoliopsida; Caryophyllales; Amaranthaceae
Product: UDP-N-acetylglucosamine transporter UGNT1
Exons: 10
Coding region: 170-1192 (340 amino acids)
Cellular component (GO): Golgi apparatus
Molecular function (GO): antiporter activity; GDP-fucose transmembrane transporter activity
Source: RefSeq, a predicted model, not a curated record